AUGUUCAGUAAUAAGCAAUCGUCUGGAUUGGUUGAUGACUGGCAGUCGGGGAAGACUGUCACUGAGUGUAAUCUGCGCAUGCUCGACACAGAAGACUUCAGUGACGUCAUCUUCUGGGUUGGGUCAGUGAAGCAGAUGGUCCGAGCCCACCGCUACAUUCUUGUCAGUCGUAGCUGUGUCUUCCAUGCCAUGUUCUGUGGUAACCUGGCAGAGGAGAAGGAAGUGACCAUCCCUGACAUAGAGCCGCACAUAUUUAGAGAGUUCUUAAGGUUUGUAUACACAGAAAAGGCAGAUGUCAGCGCCGGAACAGUUGUGGGAUUAAUGUACACAUCCAGGAAAUAUUCUGUAGAUGCAUUGUACAACAAAUGUGUAAUAUUUAUGGAGACAUGUCUGUCAGAGAACAAUGUCUGUCUGAUCCUUGAAGACAGCCAUCGUUACGGGGAGUUUGACUUGGAAAAGAAAACCCUGAUGAUCCUGACUGAAGGAGGGGAGAGAGUCAUCAGAUCUCCAGGAUUUGCAGAGCUGUGCAGUUCUUGUCUGGAGAAGUUCCUUAAGUCGGAGAAUUUGAAAUCAAAAGAAGAAGACAUUUUUGAGGCGAUAAUGUCAUGGACAAAACACAGAUGUCUGCAAGAAGGUAUGCCCGACACACCUGAGAACCUACGGAGACUUCUUGGUGAUAUGCGGUAUGAGAUCCGGUUUAACAGCAUGCCCCUGGACUAUCUCCUGACAGUUGUAGGUCCUACGGAAGUGCUGACUGACAUUGAGAAAUGUCAAAUGAUAGACAAAAGGGUAAACUCUCAUAUCGACAUCUCUCCUUUCAAGGAUAUACAGAGGAAAGAAUGUAACCAUUUUGGGGAGGAGCCUGUAUCGUAUAGGUAUGUUUGCAGGUUUAGAGAUUAUGGGCUUACAGCUCUCCACAAGGGAACACAUGCUAUAUCGUUUUCCGCAAAUCAGGAUCUUCACUUGAAAGGUUGUCAAUUGUAUGGCGCAGAGCGUGAUGAAACGUUUACCCUGAGUAUAAAAGUGUUUGACAGCAGUCAUUUGAAGAUUGCUGAACCAUUGCAGAAAGUAAAGCGAGUCCUUGAAGGCCAGAAUCAGCCAAACGAGGUUCUGUUCCCCACGUCUCUCUUACUGAUCUCGGGUGCAACAUAUACUCUGUGUGUGGACAUAGAGGGAACCGACACAUACAUUGGAUGGGAGGGUAGCAAGAAAGUAAUAGCUGAUGGAGUAGAGUUCACCUUCGAAAACUCCCCCAUGGCAACGUCGGGAACAACAAUUUACGCAGGACAGAUACCUGGAUUGAUAUUUAGCCACACGUCACAUGCGUUUACGCUAUGUUGCUGA
This is a messenger RNA of Haliotis rufescens (red abalone), 1344 nucleotides long. RefSeq names its product BTB/POZ domain-containing protein 6-like. Gene Ontology annotation, molecular function: protein binding. NCBI's taxonomy places the organism in Eukaryota, Metazoa, Mollusca, Gastropoda, Lepetellida, Haliotidae. Gene Ontology annotation, cellular component: cytosol. The record is from RefSeq and is a predicted model, not a curated record. The transcript is spliced from 2 exons. The coding region runs from base 1 to 1344 and encodes 447 amino acids. Gene Ontology annotation, biological process: neurogenesis.